Molecule: messenger RNA, 1092 nt
Organism: Mercenaria mercenaria
Lineage: Eukaryota; Metazoa; Mollusca; Bivalvia; Venerida; Veneridae
Exons: 2
Coding region: 1-1092 (363 amino acids)
Source: RefSeq, a predicted model, not a curated record
AUGGAACAGGUAAUCGUCUGUCAAAUGAGGUCUGUCUCACAGUUUUCCAUCAAUGUACAGGUAUGUAACAAAAACAUAACAGCAGUGGUAGAUACAGCAGCACAGGUAACAAUAAUUUCAGAUGUUAUCUAUAAAUCAUUACCAAACCCACCGCCAAUUAAGCGGGAAGUGAAAAUGAAAGCUGCUGGAAAAGACAUGGCAAUGUCUGGCUAUGUAGUAGGUCCUGUAAAAUUGCAGAUAGGAUCCAAAUCUUACACAGAAGACAUAAAUGUAGCUCCCAUAGAACAAGACAUGCUGUUAGGUUUCGAUAUACUGCACAAAGAUAAGGCUGUAUUAGACAUGGGUAAAGGUACCUUAUCAUUUUAUGGGAUGACUUUGAAGUUAAAUGAGGCAAGCCUAGAUACAAAUGAGAUGCCAAGCAUUGCUAGGGUAACAGUAUGCAAAAGACAAGUGUUACCACCACACUCUGUAGCUAAAAUUCAGUGUCGUAUGGACUUAAACUUACCAGACUAUGUUAUCGAACCAGAAGAAAACAUAAAAGCCAAGUUUUUAUCUCCGAAAGUGGUAAGAAGCUCAGGAACUAAACCCAUCAUGUGUCUUUUAAAUACAAGUGAUAGAUAUAGAGUGCUGAAAAAAGGUGAAAACAUAGGCAAUGCUUAUGUCAUACAAGAUUUUUUCAGAUCCAAUGACUCUGGUAUCACUUCACAGGUAGAAAGAGUGUCACAGGUGGAACUUGAUCCAGUUACAUCUGAAACAGACCCGUUGAAACAUCUACCCAAUCACUUGCAACAAGUUUUCACUGAAUCUAGUGAAAAUUUAGAAGAAGAUCAGAAGGUAAGCUAUGCAAAGAUUCUAAUAGAAUACCAAGAUGUAUUUGCUAAGAAUGACUUUGAUCUAGGCAACUUUACAGCUAUAGAACAUACUAUAGAUACAGGUGAUGCAAAACCUAUCAAACAGAGAAUGCGGAAAACCCCUGCAUGUUUUUCUGGUGAGGAAGAAGCUCACUUAGAAAAAAUGUUACAAGCAGGAGUUAUACAAGAGUCAACAUCAGAUUGGGCAUCUGCACCAGUGCUUAACCGGAAAAGUGCUUAA